Messenger RNA from Notolabrus celidotus (New Zealand spotty), 4079 nucleotides. RefSeq names its product ATP-binding cassette, sub-family G (WHITE), member 4a (gene abcg4a). Gene Ontology annotation, cellular component: plasma membrane. The record is from RefSeq and is a predicted model, not a curated record. Lineage: Eukaryota; Metazoa; Chordata; Actinopteri; Labriformes; Labridae. Gene Ontology annotation, molecular function: ATP binding; ATP hydrolysis activity; ABC-type transporter activity.
UGUGUGUGAGUAUCCGUGGUGUGCGAGUUCGGGACGGAUGGAUGCAAUGAAGGGAACAAUCGUAUCGAGGAAUAAAGAAACCAUGACAGGCAUCCUGAUCCCCUGACGAUUCUCUCCGGGAUGCAGUCAUAGUUUGAGGCCGGACAUGAUUUUAAUCUGUGGAGUUGCUGUAGUUCAUGCGGGACGAUGUGCGCCGCACCCCGAGAUAUUGAUACAGAGAACACAGCUCGGUCCUUGAAUGCAUCUCAGCGGAUUUUUCCUGGACUGUGGCGCACAGUGAGCAUCUAUUUGUUGUUGUUGUUUUCUUCUCCUGAGCAGGCUGGUACUGUUUGUGGGACCUUCUGAUGUGGAGGGAGUGUGCCGUUUUACCCGAAGGCAUCAUUUGAGCACUGUUGCUCUGACCCACAGGAGCAGAAACCAGGGCCGAGCUCCUCAACUGGUAUUCUCAACACAAAAUAAGAACCUUUCAGCAUGGCUGAGAGAACCCUGGAUCCGGGCUCGGUCAGCAUCCCCAUGGAGGAGACCAAACUCCCAGGUGGAGCUCCCCAAGAGGCCCCGCUGCUCACCCACCUGAAGAAAGUGGAGAACCACAUCACUGAGGCCCAGCGCUUCUCCCACCUCCCGCGUCGCUCUGCUGUGGAUCUGGAGUUCAAUGAGCUCUCUUACACCAUUCGCGAGGGUCCCUGGUGGAGAAGGAGAGGCUACAAAGCUCUCCUGAAGUGUCUGUCAGGACGGUUCAACAGCAGAGAGCUGAUUGGUAUCAUGGGGCCUUCAGGAGCUGGGAAAUCCACUCUGAUGAAUAUUCUGGCUGGGUACAGGGAAACCGGAAUGAAGGGUCAGAUUAUGGUGAAUGGUCGACCGAGGGACCUGAGGACUUUCAGGAAGAUGUCCUGCUACAUCAUGCAGGAUGACAUGCUGCUGCCACACCUCACUACGAGGGAGGCCAUAAUGGUGUCUGCCAAUCUGAAACUAAAUGAGAGCAUGCAGGUCAAGAAGGAACUCGUGGAUGAGAUAUUGACCGCUCUGGGUCUCCUUGAGUGUGCUCAGACACGCACCAACUGUCUCUCUGGAGGUCAGUGUAAAAGACUGGCCAUUGCCCAAGAGCUGGUCAACAAUCCUCCUGUCAUGUUCUUUGAUGAGCCGACAAGUGGUCUGGACAGCGCAUCCUGUUACCAGGUGUCCCUCAUGAAGUCUCUGGCUCAGGGCGGACGGACAAUCAUCUGCACCAUCCAUCAGCCCAGUGCCAAGCUCUUUGAGAUGUUUGAUAAGCUGUACAUCCUCAGUCAGGGUCAGUGCAUAUACAAGGGCACUGUCCCUUACCUAAUCCCGUAUCUGAAGAACCUGGGCCUCCACUGCCCCACGUAUCACAAUCCUGCUGACUUCAUCAUUGAGGUGGCAUCAGGAGAGUAUGGGGAUCUGAAUCCAGUGCUGUUUGAGGCGGUGCAGGGUGGUCUGUGCUCUGAGGAGGGCAAGAAGAACUCCAGAGACAAAAGUGACUCCUCCUGCUCACAAUGUCACAGUGACACAGGAACCCUGGAGAAACACAGCUUUGCCACCAGUACAUUCACACAGUUCUGCAUCCUCUUCAAGAGAACCUUCAUCACAAUAUGCAGAGACACGGUGCUGACCCACCUCAGGGUGAUGUCCCAUCUGUGUAUUGGAGUUCUGAUCGGCUUGCUCUAUCUCAAAAUUGGAAAUGAUGCCAGCAAGGUCUUCAACAACACUGGCUUCCUCUUUUUCUCUAUGUUGUUCCUCAUGUUUGCAGCCCUGAUGCCCACUGUCCUAACCUUUCCUAUGGAGAUGUCUGUGUUUAUACGAGAACAUCUCAACUACUGGUACAGCCUGAAGGCCUACUACCUUGCAAAAACCAUGGCUGACGUACCGUUUCAGGUGAUCUGUCCGAUCAUGUAUUGUAGUAUAGUGUACUGGAUGACUGAGCAGCCUCCAGAAGUGGGUCGUUACCUUCUCUUUAUGGCACUGUCCACAUCCACAGCCCUGGUGGCCCAGUCCCUUGGUCUGCUUAUAGGGGCAGCAUCCACAUCUCUGCAGGUUGCAACCUUUGUGGGUCCAGUUACAGCCAUACCUGUCCUUCUCUUCUCUGGCUUCUUUGUCAACUUUGACACCAUUCCCAAAUACCUACAGUGGAGCUCCUAUGUGUCCUAUGUCAGGUAUGGCUUUGAGGGGGUAAUACUCUCCAUCUAUGGGAUGAACCGGUCAGAGCUUGAGUGUCCAGGUGUGGUGUGUAAGUUCCAAAAGCCGGAGGAGGUCCUGCAGCUCCUGGAUGUGGAGGAUGCAAAGCUCUAUGUGGACUUCAUGGUGCUGGGGGCUUUCUUCCUGAUCCUCAGGCUGGCUACUUACCUGGUUCUGCGCUACAAAGUCAAGUCAGAGCGUUAAGACAUCCAGAAGCAACCACUGAUGGAUCUGGCCGCUCGCACAUAUCCCGGCAGUGUGAGAGCGAAGCAACCAUAUAGUCUCUUUCUCUAUUUCAUAUACAUUUAUAAAGACAAACACACAAGUCUAGCACGAAAAAGCAUCAGAAGUUUUGCUGCAACAUUACUCAAAGUGUACAGUAUGAUAUCAACACGGGGAGGGUUUGUUUUUCAAGACAAAGGAAGUCAAUACUUGAUCGUUGUUCUGCCCCUGCCCAUUAUUGGUUGUCUGCCAGAUUAUAGUAUUUUUCAGAACACCAUCGCCCUCCAAGAAAAGUGUGUAUCUACACCAUGCAUACACAGAAUACCCAACAAAGUAAUGAAAGCAUGUUUCUUCAGACUGAACUUGUUUGUCCAAGAAAGUGCCACAUGAUAGCAACCGUCUUGGUGCAGGACUGUGCGACAACUCACCGGAUUGUAUGGCUUCACAAUACAAUUCCAAAGAGGUAACCCACCCAUCAAGAUUCCCAAGUGAGGCACGAUUCCAACGUGGAUAUCCUCUUUUUUUCCCAUCAGGAAAAGCAGAAACUUUCAGUGCCAGAAGCCUUUGUAAAGUUUCUCACUCCCCUGUAGGAUCAUACCAUCAGGUAUCCUUAAAGAGACGCUGAACGCGAUGGCUUUUCUUCAUGGAAGACGACCAAAAUGAACCGACUGCCAGGGGGUGACUUUCCACGCUUUCCAUCUACGGCAUGGCUCAUUUUUGAAGGCCUCCUAAACAUGGAUAGUGUUUGUAAAAGGAUCAAGUGAAGCAGAGUGUCUUGUAUAGAGACUGAUGUGAUGUCACCCUGUGAGCAGGCCAAGGUUUCUUUUAUUGUUUCUACCAAAACAUGUGGAGCAUUCGCUCAAUGUGGAGCAAAAUGUGAAAGCGAGCAUGGCUGCUGUUUCCAGCCUGCUGCAGAGGGCUGUCUUAAUCUAAGCAGGUGUUGUAGGUGAAGUGCAAUAGCCUAUUCUAUGGUUUCAAAAGUGUUUGAACUGCUCGUUUCCACUCUCUAUCUGCCUCAUCUCUGAGCUGCAAAAAGAAGUAUCCCUUUUUUCUCUCCUCCUCUUUCUCUUUCUCUCUGCUUUGCUGAUGUCUGACAGAUACGUGUUGUCCAAAACAAUGCUAGAUACUUGAAAUGCAGGCUGGGCAGUUUUUGUGCCUCUGAUCUAGAAUGAUUUCCGUUUCCUCUGCUUCAUUGUUUGCACAGACAGGACACCUUAUUGCAAUGUACAUCCUUCACACACACAAGAACAGAUACUUAUACACAGACACACACACACAAACAGACACACACAUACACACACAUUCCCCCUGACAAUGUUAAGAAGAGCCUCUCUUUGUCACGGGGCAAUGCAAAUAUUUUCAGAUAGACUUGCUAUGAAAUAUUUCUUACUCAAACUAUGCUACUUAGUAAUCCUUAUUAUAAUGCAUAAAAUAAUGUGAGUAUAUAAUCAAUGAUUGUACAGUGAAUAUGUCAUGCUGUAAACAAAUGUACAUUUGCACUUUUCAAUGUAUGUUUCUUCUUUUUUAUUUUGUAUUUAAUUUUAUUUUUAUAUCUAUGUGAUGAGUGCUGCUUGAGAGUAUAACAGGAAAACAGCAACUGAAUGUUGCAUGUUCACUUUAGGAAUGAAACUGCUGAAAAUAUUAAAUUUCAGAGUAAAGCAUCACGA